Molecule: messenger RNA, 1293 nt
Organism: Saxophila tyrrhenica
Lineage: Eukaryota; Fungi; Ascomycota; Dothideomycetes; Mycosphaerellales; Extremaceae
Exons: 2
Coding region: 1-1293 (430 amino acids)
Biological process (GO): ubiquinone biosynthetic process
Cellular component (GO): mitochondrion
Molecular function (GO): oxidoreductase activity; FAD binding
Source: RefSeq, a predicted model, not a curated record
AUGGCUCCAACACAGUCUUCUGGAAUCGAUUCGGUUGUAAUAGUUGGCGCUGGGCCAUCAGGACUGCUUCUAGCCUUAUGCCUUGCAGACCUGGACCCGAGACCCGAGAUAACCAUACUGGAUGCAGCUGACACUUUGAACACCGCCCCACGAGCAACACAUUAUGGAACUCCAGCUAUCCAACUCUUCCGGAAGGUUGGCAUUCUGCCUGAGAUCAGACGGGAUGGCUAUAUUCCCUGGAACGUCUGCUGGAGAAAGCUAGAUGGAACGCGCUUGGCCGGGCUAGACUGGACUGCGAAUCAUGAGGAAGGUCUGGAAGGCGAUUUCAUUACCGUGUACGCCGUGGGCAAGAUGUGUGGACUGCUGGAGCGGGAGCUCAAAUCACGAGCCAACAUUAGCAUCCGAUGGGGAAGCAGAGUUACUGCUAUCAAAAGUGGCUUGGGAGCAGAAGAUCAAGUAGCUACUGUUCAGGUCGAGGAGAACGGGGAGACGAAGGAGUACUCGGCCGAUUAUGUUGUCGGUACCGAUGGCGGAAAUUCGACCGUGCGACAACUGGUAUUCGGCAAGCGUAACUUCCCAGGCUUCUCCUGGGAGGAGCAGAUCGUGGCUACGAAUACCGAAAUCGACCUCGAUCAGUUUGGCUGGGAGGACUCGAACUUCAUCAUCCAUCCAGAACACUUCUACAUGGCGGCACGAAUUGAACCCCAUCCUGAACCGAAGAAGAACGUCUGGCGAAUCUCCUAUGGUGAAGUCCCAGGUCUAUCGAACGAGGAACUCAUGGAACGACUGCCGAUGAAGUUCGAAAAAUUCCUUCCCGGCAACCCAAAGCCUGACGAGUAUCGCGUGCUCAAUAAGUCGCCAUAUCGUGUUCAUCAGCGAUGCGUCGACUCCAUGAGAGUCAAUCGUGUGCUGCUCGCAGCUGAUGCCGCUCACCUCUGCAAUCCAUUCGGUGGCAUGGGUUUGACGGGUGGCAUCGCAGAUAUUGCAGGCUUGUUCCAGUGUCUUGAGGGCAUGUACAAAGGGGAAGCCGAUCAAGAAAUUCUCACCACCUGGUCAGAUGUGCAGAGACAGAAGUAUCGGGACAUCAUCAACCCUAUCUCCACCGGCAACAUUCGGAGGCUUUUUGAUCAAGACCCAGAGAAGGUCAUGGAGCAGGAUGAGUUUCUGAUAACAUUGAAGAAGGCAGAGACAGAUCCAGAACUUACGAAGCAGCUCCUCAAUUCUGGCAAUGAUCUGAACUACGACUACUCCCAGCACUUCCGGAAGCGACAGAACGGCGGUGCUGUGCUUUGA